Vollenhovia emeryi is the source of this 1442-nucleotide messenger RNA. Its product is annotated as protein CREG1-like. Bases 256 to 1065 code for a protein of 269 amino acids. The transcript is spliced from 5 exons. Lineage: Eukaryota; Metazoa; Arthropoda; Insecta; Hymenoptera; Formicidae. The record is from RefSeq and is a predicted model, not a curated record.
CUCGCGUUGCUAGACGCACGUGUAUCGUUAUCGCGCGUGUGCGGGAUCUAAUCCUCCAGAUCUGUCGUGUCGCACGAGUCGCGAAAAUCUGUCAUCAGACCUGGUCAUUAGCUCGCGAGGCUCAUAAAGCGCGCGCAGUCGGCAUUCGGCAUCGCAAGGCGCACUUGCUCCCGUGUCAUCACCUUCGAGAUAAAAAUCGCUGACUAGCCUCGCUUAAAUUACGCAUCGCGUAUAACGUACGCAGUGCAACGCACCAUGAUGUUUCGAAUCGCGAGUGUCGUCGCUUUGUGCGCGCUGCUGAGCGACGCGAGUCUAUUCUACGAUGGAGCGAAGCCCGCGUAUUACACCGCGUGGAACGAAGCCGCGGAGGUGAGGAAGACGAAGGAGCCCAAAUCUAUUAAGUUCCCGGAGCGUCCGGAUGGAUUCGACGACGAUCGGGUCGCUCAGCUGACAAAUCGUGCAGAUCGUGCCUGGGUCCCGCAGAAUCCGCCGCCGGCCGUAACGGCCAGACACGUCGUCAAUCAAGCUGAUUGGGGAGCCGUAGCGACGAUAAGCACGAGAAAGGAUAUUCAAAGCUUUCCCGUUGCGAAUGUGGUCUCCAUUGCCGAUGGACCAGUUGGAAACGGUACCGGAAUACCGUACAUGUACCUCACUCCUCUCAGUUUUACCGCUCAGGAUGUCGCUAAAGAUAAUCGCGUGACUCUGUUGGUGUCAUUGACUCAGGGCAACUAUUGCAAGGAUAAUGGAUAUGAUCCGAUGGACCCGCGAUGCGUUCGAGUCAUGUUAACUGGAAAGAUUGUGGCACUGAAAAACGGUACUAAGGAACACGAGGUUGCGAAACAAUUGUUCUUUGACCGUCACCCGCAGAUGCGGAACAUGCCCUCAUACCACUACUUCUUCUUCGCCAAGUUAAAGAUGUCAGUGAUCGCCAUGCUGGAUACCUUCGGUGGUGUGAAGUAUGUUCCUAUCAACGAGUACUUCAAUCCGCCGGUCGUCUACAGGAGCCCUUUACUCCAAAGAAAAUCAUCGCGGCGUAUUAUCAUCCAUCAACCCCGUUUUCCAUAAGUGUAAAUCUCUGUCAGAAUCCAACGAGAUUCUGAUAGUCCGAAUUCCCGAGAUUUAUAAUAUUAGUUCCGGGGUUCCCUUAUAUAGGAAGGAAAGUUAAAAGAAAACUUAACUUAAAAGAAAAGUUUUAUAUUCUUCAAGUGAUUGCUACUUUUUUACACUUGCUACUUUAAAAAUGAUAUAAAAAAAGACAACGGAAACGACUAAAAAUUAAUUCUAAUAUUUGUAAUAAACUGGCUGUAGCAGUGAGUGCUGGAACUGUCCCCUAUGGAUGGCAGGGUCCGUACUAGUGGAGCCUUUUUAUAUCAAGUUCACAAAGAUGUGUGUGUAUGAAUAAAAGAAAUUUACAAUAAAUAAAUAUGUAUAUACAGGCUGAA